Rhincodon typus (whale shark) is the source of this 2389-nucleotide messenger RNA. Its product is annotated as vacuolar protein sorting-associated protein 37B-like. Gene Ontology annotation, biological process: protein targeting to membrane; protein targeting to vacuole; ubiquitin-dependent protein catabolic process via the multivesicular body sorting pathway. The transcript has 2 exons. The record is from RefSeq and is a predicted model, not a curated record. Lineage: Eukaryota; Metazoa; Chordata; Chondrichthyes; Orectolobiformes; Rhincodontidae. Gene Ontology annotation, cellular component: ESCRT I complex. Bases 70 to 744 code for a protein of 224 amino acids.
UGAUUUAAAUUCAUCCCAUUUUAAAUUAUUGCAAAACUUGUUCUUUGAAACUCCAGGGCACUGCUUUAAAUGCAAGUAAAUUGUUUUGAUCUAUUUACCAAAAUAUCCAACAUAACUCGAUUUGUGGAAAAUUCUGACAUUAAAAUUAUUAUUUUCUGUACAGAUAGUCAAUCUGGUGGGACUUCACUAGACGUACUACUUGCUCUGCUGCAAACAGAAGGAGCAAAAAUUGAAGAGGAAACUGAGAUCAUGGCUCAGGAGUUUCUGGAUGGUGAAAUGCCAUUGGACAUUUUCAUUGAGCAAUAUCAGAAUAAAAGGAAACUGGCUCAUCAGCGGCGGGUAAAAAUUGAGAAAUUGCAAGAGAUUGUCUUAAAAGGACCGGGGCUAAAUCAAGCACGGUUGCCACAGCUACCGAAACAACCUGAGCCAGUACAAACAAAUCAGAACUCCUACUCCACAGAAUCAAACACUCCCACUGUUAUGCCUAGGAGGGUUCCACCACCCCCACCUGUUCAACCAGGUGCCUUUCCCACUCCAUUCACAAGUGCGGCCCUGGGCGCGGAAUCGGUACCUCCUUAUCCAGUACCUGCUGCUUUCCCUUCUAUCCUGCCAAGAUCUGGAAACAGUGCUCCAAUUUCCACAUCUCAAUUAGGUUAUCCGCUACAGUACAGGCCACCUUGUCCUCCACCAGUCGCUCAGAAAGCUGGACAGCGUCCUCCUCAACCAGGCUUUAUUUUGCAGUAACUUUAUUAAAUGGAGUCCAUUGCACUUUUUGUGUAGGUGCUUUUAAUUCUACUGAAAUGUUCAGUGUCUCUUAAAGCAUACGUGACCUAUAUUUCUUUGAGGAGGGGGUUACAUCUUUUGUGUUAGGAGACUGCAAAUUAGAAGUUUCCUUCCACAUGGCAUCUUUCAUAAGAAUUUCAGAAAAUUAUGUAUAGCAGCAAAGUUCUAUUUUGUGCAAACACUUUUUUUGGAUAAAAAGUUCAAAGAUGUAAUGGGGCCUUUACCCCUCUAUUUCAAUUUUAUAACUCUCUGAAUCUGUUGCACUUUUUGGAUUGAGGCCGUCAGUAGAAAUUCACUAGAUUCAACUGAUGCAAAACAUUUACAAAAAAAAUACAAAUACUCUCAGAGGAAGUGAAUUAAAAUUUAAGAUCAGACCAGUAGCAGACAGUUUCUGGAAAUUUUUAGAGCUAAGUUGAUUUGUUCCUGAAAAUUUAUAUUUUUCAGCUUUUAUAUACUAAUGAUCCUCCAUAGACUGACCCUGGCAGGUCAAAGUAUGCUAGCAGUUUUGAUUCCUAUAGGAAGGGUGGGGUGAGGACACUGAAGAUUACGCCUGUGUGACUGUAUGAUUGGGUAUAUUUUUUUUCCACCCCUCUGUUGAAUCUGACUGUUUGUUUUUGAAGGAAGGAGGUGGUUUACUAAUCUCCAUUAUUUCAUAUGAAUGGAGUAAAUUAAAUGAAUAUUGAUUAUUUUUCACUUCAGUGUCAUGCUAAAGUUUCUUAACUAGCUGUGAUCAGUUAAACAGGAUUGGCCAAAAAGUUGAAAUAUUGGCUUGUCUUAUUGAUAUGUGUACCAGCCACUUUAAAUCUUUACACACCUGUGACUAUACCAUACAUUGUUCUCUUUAGCCACUUUUGACUUGCUUUAAUUAUAAAGCUUGAUUCAAAGUCUUGUCUUUAGCACCAGGAUGAAAAGGAAUGUAUCACGUCAACUGUUUGUAUGCCCGGCUUUUUGAAGUCAAUGAAUCUGAAUGUCAGACUUAUCACCAGUUUCUGCCUCACCUAAUCUACAACUAACUAUUCUUCUCAUGUUUUUCUAUUAUGAGUUACAGGAGCUGGAUUCUGUUUUAAACUGUUACCCUGUAAUGAAACUCAUUUAAAUUUGUGCAAGUAUAUAGUGUAAAAAGAAAAGUUAAGGGAAGACUGUCAGAUGACUCUGUUUCACCCAGAUGAAUUAAGAAAACUGUAAUACUUCAAAUUUUUUUUAAAAAUUGGUCAGCUGCGUUGCACAGUUGUCUCUUCUAUCUGAUCAAUGAUGCAUGUUAAGCGGUUCCAUUCAGGGCUAAAAGCAAAUGGGCUACUUCAUUUAUUUGCAAACUCGUGACUCAAGGUAUCAUAUGGCUGAAUAUUGAGUCUAAACAUAUGUUUGUAAUGUGCCUUAGUAAUAUUUGUCAUAAGGGACCGUGGGAAAUGUUUUACUUUGUAAACUUGUGAUGCUCAUGCAAGCAGUACUUUUAAUGAAAUGUAUGCAUUUUGGGGAAAUGGAGUUGGAGGAGGAAGGGGACUGUUGAUGGUAAUCAGAUUAUUUGACUAUUUAAACUAGUAGUGUGCAGUAUGUUGAGUAACAAAACUGUAAUCUCCUAUUGUUGAUAUUAAAAUGGAAUAAAUUA